Megalobrama amblycephala (Wuchang bream) is the source of this 8092-nucleotide messenger RNA. RefSeq names its product basic helix-loop-helix domain-containing protein USF3. The coding region runs from base 398 to 7495 and encodes 2365 amino acids. Lineage: Eukaryota; Metazoa; Chordata; Actinopteri; Cypriniformes; Xenocyprididae. The record is from RefSeq and is a predicted model, not a curated record. The transcript is spliced from 7 exons. Gene Ontology annotation, molecular function: protein dimerization activity.
CGAGGGUUACAAAGUCCACAAGACUGGGAACACUAACAACAAACACUCACGUCUCCUGCGUUGUGUGCGUUUUCCGAUGACCUCAUCAACAAUAACGCCCCUUCAGCACGGAUUCGUGCUCUGAUUGGGUGCAAUCUCAUUCGUCUUCACUGUGAUUGGUCAAAACUGAAAUCCCGCCUCACUGUUUUGUGACUGGCAGUUUUAUGCUAGGUCAGAGAUGGAGUAAAUUGUUCAGGAUCAACAAAGUUUUGACGGGGAUAUCGUCAGCUCUAGGGAUGGACAAGCAAUCGUUUUUUAUGGAGCAUAGAGGUGCCUGGAUCUAUGGUCUCCAACAUUGUUGAGCUCACACACAUGAUAGCUGCAUGCUUAGUGCUGGAAGGCUGUACAGUGUUCCAGGAUGCCGGAGAUAGUACAGAAUCAAACAAAUAACCCAAAACCGCCACGGCGGAAGAAAAACAAAGAGAUCCAUAAUGCAGUGGAAAGACAUCGUAAAGAGAAAAUCAAUGCUGGUAUAAAUCGUAUUGGAGAGCUUUUGCCUUGCUCUCAGGCCUUGAAACAGAGUAAAAAUAUGAUUCUGGGAGAGGCUUUUCGUUACAUCACUGAUCUAAAGCGACAAAAUGAUGAAAUGCUGCUUAAUGGAGGAGACAAAGUCCAAGCGGAGGAGAUAAAGCGCUUACGGCACCAGCUGGAGGACCUACGCAAGGAAAGCGCUCAUUAUAUUGAUCUCCUUAAAGCUAAUGGCAUCAAUUUCCUCGAUGACCCCACCAUUCACUGGAAAGGGAAGCAGCGCUGUGCAAAAGUAGCCAAAGUCACUCCGACGCACUUAAUGUCAAAGGGAAUAAUCGUCUACUCCAAUGGCAACAACUCCUGUCCCAUAAGCAAAAUCUCCAUUCCACAAAAUCCAGUUUCUCAUCUUGAUAAACAGCCGGCAAAUGCUGUAACAGUCCAACCAUCAUGUGAUAUUACAUUAGGCACGGGCCAGACUGUUGGUAUUAUGAAUGGAGCACCAGUCAACAAAGUUGUAGUCUCCUCUGCAUCUUCCCAUAUACCUGUAGCAACUCUUAUUCCUGCUGUAUCCAAGUCAUGUCUUACCGUUGUGGAACAGUAUUCUCCUUUGGCACCUACUACUCCAUUAAACCCUCCAAUGAAUUAUAUUACUGUUCAAGGUUUAUGUCCCCAGCCUGCUGUCAGCACCCCACUCCCUCCACAACUUCAACCAGAUAACCCAACCCCCAGUCUCACUUCUACUACCUGUCCAGCCACGCCUCUCAGACUUCAGCAUAUGCUUAACCUAUCUUCUCUGCCUCAAGUUGUGAUCAGUAACUCUGUGGUUCCUGUUGCUGCAGCCCCCACUAUGCUCUCACAGAACUCUGAAAUCCAGUCUGUUAGCACUAUAUUACCAGCAAGCUCUACCCUUCUUAGAACCAGUCCAACUAGUAGCACACAGACUACAUGGACAACACUACAACUUGCAGGAAAUACAGUGCAACCUGUCUCCCAGGCACUCAUCACAGAUGGUGCCUGCAUUUCACAUAACCCUCAGCAACUUUCUGUGUGUUCAGUGGGGACAAAACACAUUGAGGAGCCACCUUCUAUCCAUUUGCAACCACAUGCUCCUGUUCAACUGCAAGCCCCAACAACAUCAUGCAUUCCAGUUCAGCCGUCGGGGCCAAGACCUCCUCAGAUAUAUUCAGCAGUUGUGCCAUGCCCUCAGACAGCCAUAGCACAACAGUCUUCAGUUUUAUCUGUGCCAGCCAUUGUAUCUCAAGCCGUAGUGGUCCAUCAACCAUCUGUUGAAACACAGACAGCACAGUUGACCCAUCCACAAUCAUCUGUUCGGGCGCAACCUGCAUUAUUACCAAAACCUCAACUCGGCUCCACUCUAAUGACCACCUGCAACCCCACCCUACAACCUAAAACUGCAGUUCAGCCUGCUCUGCCAUGCCAGCCUCAUUCCCAACCUACAGUGGUGCCCCAAGCCCAGUCUGCCGUUGUGCCUCAACUGCAUCUCAGUGUGGUGCCUCAAGCUCAGCCAAUCAUAAAUCCACCAAUUCAGCCUGCCCUUGUGCCUCAACCACAAGCUGCCACACUGCCAGUGUUACAGACGAUGCAGUUAUUGCAGGUGAAUUCUGAUGAAACACCAGUUGCUGUGACCUCCUCUCCUCCAAGUAACUCACAUGUUGUUAUUCUGCAACAGGGAAGCUCAUGUUCAGCACCACAGGUUCUCAGAGAAGAUGUCAAUAGUCAGACACCCUGCCAGCACAUUGUCAUAAUUCAGGCACCUACUUUGACACCUGCACCACAGAGUCAUCACACUGCCAUUGUGUCAGCUGCAACCCCAACUUUAUCCAGUCAAACGACCACUUCGAACCCUACCUGUACAGCUAGCAUGCAGGCUGCUGGGACAAAGCAGUUGGUACAUAUUCUUCCACGUCCCUCAACCCAAUUGCAAACACAAGCACCUCAGACUAUCACUGUGAAUGGACAAGUGUAUGUUUUGCAGCCUGCAAAGUCACCAGAUAAGGGAGACUCUCAGUCUGGACAAAGUGUAACUCAGAUCCUUCAGCCCACCUGUGAGGAACCCACCGCCAAUGUUGCCAUGAAUUGUUUAGGUGCUCUAACUAGUCUUAGUCAGAGCAUUUCAAAGGUCUCAAGUCAAAGCAAUGUGCAGAUAUACACCAUUAAUCCACCUUCACUCAGUACUGUGCAGCCUCUUCCAACGUGUGGUUCAGAAGUCAGCACUCCUACUGAAACUGUUCUUUCCUCCUCUGUUCCUGUACCAUCAACUGCUGCUGGCAGUGCAGUUAAAAUUCUCCCAAAGAAAAGUUGUGGGACCUCUGGAAAUCAAACCAGACAAAACUCAGUCAGAAGAACCAGACUGGUUAAACGAAAGGAACCUAAACCUGGGCGAAGUUUGCGUAGAAUUGCUGUCAAGAGUAAGGCUUUUGUUGCAGAUGAUACUUGUUCUGAGUUAUCCACUGCAGCAACCUGUAUUAAUUCUGUAAAUUCUUUAAAUAAAGAUGCGGUUAGUCAUGAUGUUAAUAUGCAGAAGACACCUGCCUCCAAUAGUGUUAUUUCCACAUGCACUAGUCCUGCAAUCAUUAGUGUCAGUUCCUCCAGUGAAAAAUCAGCAGACAGUUCUGUCACGGCUUCAGUGAGUGGAUCCAUUGUCAAGUCCACAUUGACUGGUGGAGAAAUUUCAAAGACUAAAGCAAAAUCUAUGGAUGAUGUCAGCAUGCAUAACAAUGUAACGGUUAGCAGUGUCAGUUCAGUAAGUUCCACUCAGGGUAACGUGGCUGUUUCUACAAAUUGUGGCAGGUUGAGUAAAGAAAUCUUUACUCCAGAUAUUGGUCCCCAGCUUAACUGUUCAGUGGUUAGUGCUGAUCUCUCAUCACAGUGUAGCUCUGUGGAUACUGUUGUAACUUUGUCAGCUGCAUCAUCAGAAGUUCAUGUUAACUCUUCAUGCAGUGUGACAUUUUGUAGUGAAACUACUGGUCAGAAUAAGGCGAGUAGCAAUAAUGUUUGCACCAGUAACGAAGGCAGAUUAACAGAAUCAAGACCCAAUUUUACAGGGAGUUCCACUCCGCUGACCACUGUAACCUCGAUCCAAAACAAUUCAAAAGUUAAAUCUGUUAAUUCGCCCCCAGUACCAAGUCAUAUAUCCACACCAAGUCAACCGUUGGGCAUCAGUGCUAAUUCAGCAGAGAGUGGGCCAACGGUUUCCAUCAUGCCAAGUCAGGCCAUUUCACAAACACAAGAUAAGUUUUCUCGAAGAGAAGAGUUAACCAACUCUCCUCAAAUUCAGGCUUCAUUUAGUGUGCCCUCAACGUCAAGUUCUGGCUCAGACAACUCAAUGUCAACUCAACCCAUUCAGCUUUCAGAAACUUCCAGGAUUUCAGACCCAUUCAAGUCCCUGAAACGACCAUCCUCAAUUAAUUUGUCGAUGACAACCAGUAACCAAGGGAAUUGUACAGACUUCAAGCUGCCUGAAUCAAAUAUGAACGCACAACCUGGCAAGGAUGGACAAUCUGAUGGUGCCACAGAAAAGGGUGUGACAGGAGUAGGUGCUUUUGCUCAGAAAGAAACAGUUCCUCCACAACAAGUAUGUACAUUGGAAAAUGAUUCUUUUGAGCCUCCACUGGGAGCUAAUAGACAGACUGAUUCACCUCUGGCUGGAGGUUCAGGCGGGAGAGGGUUUUCUGUUGCAUCAUUGCUUCCAGCAGGCCAUGCCUCUUCAAGUACAUUUGGUGCAUUCACCUUCACUUCUGAACAGGCAGAAUUAUUAGCAAUGGCUGCAAGAGCCAUAUUUGAACAGGACAGCCCAGGCAAGAGGGCUGCUGGAUGCAGUGUUGACAACCCAACAAGUACUGCUGCCACAGGGUGGGACCUUCCAAAAAUGCAUCCAGCUCCUUCUAAGGAGAGUGUGACUGACCAGCUGGUGAAACUGACAAAGCAGGCUGAUUUACCCAUGUCAAAGCCUUCAUCUCAGGUCUCUACUCGAGUUCCUCCAGGUGAGCCUUUAGCUAGUAGCACUACUGGCAUCAGACUUCCACAGAGCAUAGCUUACUCGCAGUCUCAGCCUAGCUCUGUCACCAGCCUUAAUGUUAAUAACCUCAUCAGACCAAGCUCCAACCAACCUUAUCCAGGAUCGCCCAAUCUUGCACAGCAGGUCUCAGCUCCCUCGUCAGGAGUUGGUGCCGUUAUGGUGUCUCAGUCUUCCUCACAAAAUCCCCCAACCUGUUCUGGCCCUGCUCAGCCUAAUGAAUAUGCACCUUUAAAGAAUGUUCUGAUGCGAACACAUAUAGGUGUUGGAAUGGUUGAACGUCAUCAGAAGGAUAUGCCAAAAAGGUCUGCCCAAGAUGACCUUAUUCUUCCAAAUAAGCGUUCAAAACAGUGCCCAGCAGGGAAUGUUAAUGUUAAUCAGAUGCCCUCAAGUACUUCUGCAGUUAUGCCUAGGAAUCACUCUGAUGGUGUUGGGGCUCUGUUUUCUGGUAAUACUUUCAUGAGCACUGUGCUCCGCCCUACAGAAGGACCCUGCUCUACUCAGGUGCCAACACAUGAACAAAGUCAGCCAAGUGUGGUGCACCUGCAGCAAGGACACAUACAACAUAAUGCUCCACAGUCUGGGCAGAACUUAGGUGGAAACCCCUACCUCAAACAUCAUCAACAGCAAGAACAAAGACACCUUUACCAGCUUCAGCAUCAUCUAACACAAACAGAAUCUCAGAUCCACAGCAUUCAUCAGAGGAACCUGCUGCAAGACCAGCAUGUGCAAAAAAAGAGAGUGGUGCGUGGUGGGCAGACAGGACCAAAUGUUGGUUUGCAGAAGCAACAUCAUUUGGAAAAGAGUGGCGUGCAGCAUCAGCAACAGCAGCCUCCUCAGCAACACCAACAGCAACAGCAGCAUCCACAACAAUCCCAGCAGCAUCAACAACAACAACAACAACAACAACAGCACCAUCAGCAGCAGCAGUCACAGCAACAGCAGCAAAAAGCACAACAGAUUCAACAGCAACAACAAUCACACCAACAACAGCAGCAGAUGCCACCGCAGAAUUCACAUUCACGUCAUCAGCAUCUUCAGCAGCAGAUUCAGCAGCAGCACUUUGGGGCUAGACAGGACAAAAAUUGUGAGGCUCAACAGGCAGGUCAGAGGGCACAUCAAAACAAUCAUUUGGGUCAGCAGGAGCGUCCACCUGGACAGGAUCAUGGGGCUAUGCAAAGACUAAUGGGGUCUCGUUCAAUGGAGCAGCAGUUGACCUCUCAGGCUAGCAAUUCUGUUUCUCGUUCCUCAGAUCUUGCUUGCACUUCAUCACGUCAGGAGCGCCACCGUCUAUCUAGUUACUCAGCAGAGGCUCUGAUAGGGAAGACUCCUGCUAAUGGUGAACAACGUAUGGGUGUGCACUUACAAGCACCUCGAAACAACGCACAGGACCAGUCAGAAUUACGAGGCUAUGUAGACUCGUCACGUGGUAAAGGUAACAUUGCUCAUAAUUCUCAAAGCAGGCUACCACCUGACCAUGCUAAUACCACAGACAACCAAAGAAUACCAGAUUGUGGACCUUUCAAGUCUUUGGUUAGUGGGCAUCAGCUAAGUAACUUUGAAGUGCAAGUGUCUCGAAGUGGUGAUAUGUCCAGUAAGUCUGUACCUCAAAUCCAGAGAGGUCCUCAGCAGCAAACAGGAUUCAGAAUGGGUGCAGGGCCUACAGGAGAUGUGCGUUCACGUGGUACAUAUUCAGGUCCGCAUCCUGUUGCUCAAGGCGUGCACAUUGGAGCAGGAUUGACAAGAGAACAAGAGGGAUGUCACCAGAGCUUUAUGCAAAGUCUUUUGGCACCUCAUAUUCCUGAACAAAAUGGGCACCAAAGGACAGCCCAGGGCUGUACCCCAGUGAGUAUAGAAUACAACUGUGUUCCUGGGACCUCUGCUGGAGAGCUUCAGGCUAAAUCUUCAAGUCCUAACUUGCAUCCUGCACAGAAAGCUGCUCCCAUACGUCUAGGGGACAACAACAAAGGCCAUAUUUCUCAGGUCAGUGCAAAUUUGCAUUGUCCACCUGUGAGAACAGGUCCACCUCAUCCCCCAACACCACACAGUAGUUCAGACACAGGACGGACUCAAGGCUCAACCAGGUCACUCUCUGUUAGUCAGCGCCCCCAUCAUAUUGGACCAGAUCCACAAACCACAAAGAUUCGUCCAGGAGAUCGACCACGGUCAGGCAACUUGAGACCUGGAAAUCCCUUUGAGCCAGAAAGCUCUUUGCCUCUUCCAUCAGGUGGAGGAGUGAUCCUUGGCCGUACACAAACAGGAAGUGAAGCUAGACGAAGUAGCAUUGUGCGUUUCAUGGCAGAUGGUGCACAAGUCAGCAGUGACAACAAUUUGGUGUCUGAUCGCUGUGCUGUGUCCGAUCUCACCCAGAACUUUGGCUUUCCUUUUAUUGCUGAAGGAGGAAUGAACCCACCACCUCCCAUUAAUGCCAAUGCGUCAUUCAUCCCACCAGUCACACAGCCCAAUGCCUCUCGUACACCAGCCCUCCUUCCUGUGGAACCUCAGAACACUCUGCCUUCAUUUUACCCCUCAUAUUCCCCUGCAGCUCAUCCUAGCCUUCCAAGUGAUAUUCCUUUACAGUAUUUCUCUAACCAGAUGUUUACAAGUCCAAGCACUGACAAGAGUGGCAGUGCACCACUGAACAAUCGCUUUGGUUCUAUUCUUUCCCCGCCUCGACCUGUGGGCUUUGCACAGGCCAGCUUCCCGCUUCUCACAGAUAUGCCAAUGCCAAUUGCAAACUCUUCGGGCAUCACACCUCAUUUAUCCAACUUCAACCUGACCACUUUGUUCCCUGAAAUUGCCACAGCAAUGCCUCCAGAUGGCUCCUCUAUGCCAAUGUCACCUUUAUUAUCUCUUGCCAACACUACUUCCUCAGACUCAAAUAAACAGUCUAAUCGCCCAGCCCACAACAUCAGUCAUAUCCUGGGACAUGAUGGAACCUCUGCUGUUUAAGAUUACAAAAUUAACAAACACUUUUGAGUAUUUCUAAGACUUUGAUUGCCCUCAACUAUGCGUAGAUUUUGUAAGGGAUGGCCAUGGUGUGAAGGCUUUUAAUUCCUCAAAGAAUAAUAAAGCGUGGAAUGUUCUCAGGUCCCAAAUCAGGAUCACUCUGGAACUAUGAGAGGAAAGUAAAAUAUUGCAUUAUGUCUGUUAGCCUUUAGUAGGUUUCCUUUGCUUGGGUUUUUUGUUGAUAGUUUGGGCUGUCAUGGUUCUACAUGAUGUAUAGCUUGUCUUUAUUUUUCUUUAGAACAGCUCCAGUUGUUUAAUAGAAAAAAUAAUAAUGUGUAAGUUCUUUUACUCUGUAGCAACAAUAAUAAAAUGUUACAGCAAAAAAGGUUAUAAUUUUGAAUUUAAUGCUGCAGUAGAUAUAUCUGAGUUGUUUUGUAAAGUAUCAGUUGUUUUUAAAAUGUUUAUAAAUAUUUUUCCUUCUUUAAAAUUCUCCUGCAGAAUAUCAUUCCAGAAUAACUUUCGCUUAUUUAUGAAAAUGGAUGUGUGGUCUGUAGAUAUUUGUAAAAAAUAAAAAGUUAUUAAAGUUUCUAUCUAAUCUAA